Boeremia exigua is the source of this 1507-nucleotide messenger RNA. Its product is annotated as S-adenosyl-L-methionine-dependent methyltransferase. The record is from RefSeq and is a predicted model, not a curated record. The transcript has a single exon. Gene Ontology annotation, molecular function: tRNA (cytidine-N3)-methyltransferase activity. NCBI's taxonomy places the organism in Eukaryota, Fungi, Ascomycota, Dothideomycetes, Pleosporales, Didymellaceae. The coding region runs from base 29 to 1480 and encodes 483 amino acids.
AAGUCACCGCAGCGAUUGAGCAGGAACCAUGGCGGACCGCGCAGAGCACCCGGCGGACCGCGCCCACACGGACAGCGCCCUCACGGACAACAGCGUCUCGGCCAAGCAGCAGCCCAAGCAGCAGCUCUCGCGCGCCAUGGAGCACAUGCGCUUCGCCGUCACCGUCGACCCGGCCGCGCCCACAGCAACCACCUCAGCAGCCCCCGCGGCCGCGCCCUCCCCCGAGCCCGAAAACGAUGCCUACGGCGUGCCCGCCGCAAUCCAGCCGCUCCGCAACCCCGCCUCGCGCUCCCACGACCCCGCCAACAACCAGAAGCGCACCGACCCGUUCAGCUUCGGCUCGCGCACGCUGGAGGACGGCGACAACAUCUUCGAGUUCAACGCGUGGGACAACGUGGCCGUCGACGCCUCGUACCUGGCCUUCAGCGAGGAGCAAUUCGAACGCCAGCGCGCCGACCCCGUGUCGCCCUUCGACCGCGGCCGCUUCAACGCCGCGCCCGAGAAGUGGUGGAACGUCUUCUACAAGAACAACAAGACCAACUUCUUCAAGAACCGCAAGUGGCUAGCCCAGGAGUUCCCCGUGCUGAGCCAGCUGGGCGCGGCCGACGCCCCGGCCGCCACGGUCCUCGAAGUCGGCGCCGGCGCAGGCAAUUCGGCGUUCCCCAUCCUGCAGAACAGCCACAACCCGCGCCUCAAGAUCCACGCCUGCGACUUCAGCAAGCAGGCCGUCGACCUGAUCCGCGCACACGAGCUCUACGCGUCGCCCCAGAUCCAGGCCGACGUGUGGGACGUCGCGUCGGCCCCUUCGAGCGCCAACGGCGGCCUGCCCCCCGGCCUGAGCGAGGGCAGCGUCGACGUCGUGCUCAUGAUUUUCAUCUUCUCGGCGCUGCAUCCCUCGCAGUGGGACCAGGCCGUGCGCAAUGUGUGGCGCGUGCUGAAGCCGGGCGGGCAGGUGCUGUUCCGCGACUACGGGCGCGGGGAUCUGGCGCAGGUGCGGUUUAAGAAGGGGCGGUGGAUGGAGGAGAAUUUCUAUGUCAGGGGGGAUGGCACGCGGGUUUACUUUUUCGAGCAGGACGAGUUGAGGGGGAUUUGGGGCGGGGAGGCGGCGGUGGCGGGUGGAGAGGGGGGUGCUGGAGAUACAGGUGCUGGAGAUACAGGUGCUGCAGAGACACCUGCAAAGACACCUGCAGAGACACCUGCAGAGACACCCGCGGAAAACACGCCCGCUGAAGAGUCAUCCACUCCAGAGACAUCCACUGCAGACCCACCCGCCCCCCGCCCCGCCUUCGACGUCGCCCACUUCGGCGUCGACAGACGCAUGCUCGUCAACCGCCAGCGCCGCCUGAAAAUGUACCGCUGCUGGAUGCAGGCCGUGUUCCGCAAGCCCGCGUCCGACGAGGGGCUGCAGAGCCAGGUGCCGACCAGCACGCUGCGGGUUGAGAAGCAGGGAGAGGGGGAGGGCGAGGGGGAGGAGGCGUAAAUAGGAUGGUGGAUAGUGGAUGGUGGA